CGUCGAAUGGGCGCUGGAACUCCAGCAAGUAGUGAUGAUGUUGUGAGUCUACAUGCCGCCGAUGCCUCUGUGAGACUUAUCUUCAACACAGGAUCACCUGGGAGAGCUCACCACGCAUGGAGUUGAGCUCGGACCGUGUGGUGGCAACACUUGAGAUGUCGCAGGUCAAAAGCAAAGACGACGAGCCGUUUAAUAGUGAUGGUGACUACGAGAGCUUGCCACCUCAUGUCUCAGUGACGACCCACAUGACAGCAGGAGCCGUGGCUGGCAUUCUGGAGCACACGGUGAUGUACCCCGUGGACUCUGUCAAGACGAGGAUGCAGAGCCUGCAGCCGGACCCGAACGCACAGUACAAGAGUGUGUAUGAAGCACUGAAAAGGAUCAUCCGGACAGAGGGGAUCUUCAGACCAUUUAGAGGCCUCAACAUCACCAUGUUGGGAGCAGGACCUGCACAUGCACUCUACUUCGCCUGCUACGAACGCGUCAAACGCUCUUUAAGUGAAGUCAUUCAGAGUGGAGGCAACAGCCAUUUAGCCAAUGGGAUGGCAGGUAGUCUGGCCACUGUUCUCCAUGAUGCAGUUAUGAAUCCGGCUGAAGUGGUGAAGCAAAGAAUGCAGAUGUACAACUCUCCUUAUCGGGGUCUUUUGGACUGCGUUCGAACAGUAACGCGUACGGAGGGCGUCGGGGCCUUUUAUCGCAGCUACAGCACACAGCUGACCAUGAACAUCCCCUUUCAGGCUGUCCACUUCAUCACGUACGAGCUGAUGCAGGAACAGUUAAACCCGCACAGACACUACCAUCCUGGCACCCACAUAGUGUCAGGAGCAGCAGCGGGAGCUGUUUCUGCAGCCGUUACCACUCCUCUCGAUGUUUGUAAGACGCUGCUCAACACACAAGAGAACGUAGCGCUCAAUUCUGUAAACAUUAGUGGCCACUUGACGGGGAUGGCUAACGCCUUCAGGACAGUGUACCGUCUUGGUGGCUUGCCAGCCUUCUUCAAAGGGGUCCAAGCUCGCAUUAUAUACCAGAUGCCCUCCACCGCCAUAGCCUGGUCAGUGUAUGAGUUCUUUAAGUACUUUCUGACAAAGCAGCACCUUGAGCAAGAGGCAGGACCUGGCCCAUUGUAACAGGAAGUGUAACGGAGCAGCCCACGCCUUGACUGGAAAGGACAGAAACACAGAAAGAAGACUCCAACAUGAGGAAAUGCCAUGUGUUAUUACCUCACAAGGAAGUCUCGGUGGUGGAGGUGUGCCAGAAUGCCUUUCCAUGUGUUAGCCUGGUUCGGUUUUCAACGUAGGAUGACGUGGCAAGGUUACACCACAAAGGUGACAAUUCAUAAAGAGAUGUUGAAGAGUUGGUGUGUCAUAUUCUUCCUCCUCCAACAAACCAGCCAACAGCACUUCAAAUCCUUUUCUACAUCUGGUAACCAGUACAGUGAGUCGCCUCAGAUAAUGUUUAUAGUUCUUAAUAUUGGAACUUUCUAUUUAUUUUGUUAGCUUUCCAAGGCUUGUAUUUUAUGAAUGCGGAUGCUGUUUGCUUGUUUUAUUUCACUGUGUAUUUAUAAAGAACUAUUAACACACAUUCCUAUCACUCCACAGCCAUCAGAAUAGUUGCACUUUUCAUGUGCCUCAUGAAUAUUAAAUGUGGCUUCACCUUUUUUUUUUUGUUUAACCCCCCCACCCCCCUCAAGUCCAGGUUUUUUUUAAAAUAGGUGUACCAAUGUUCUGUUACAACAUCAGAUCUUGAAGUAGCUCUGUUUGUUAUUCGUCACAUCUAAACUGGAUUGCGUUUUACUUUUUCUACUCAUUAUUUCUUCACUUUAUUUCAAUUUAAACACAUAGCACCAUGUUUUAUCUCCUCCCUGAGUGUAGACUUUCAGCAUAAAGUGUUUAGGACAUACAGUCCUGUGUUUUGCCUUGAUAUAAUGCAGCACUACAACACCUUUUUAAUCACGCACAAUAAUAGUUUGACUUACUUUAUACUUGUUGCAGAAAGAAGGCAGCUUGAUUCUACAUAUUCCAAAAGAUAAAGUCAUAUUUUUGUGGGUCACUAUUUCGUCACUAACUCCAUUAUGCAGGGAGACCAAAUGAGACUUUGGGUGGUCUCAGCCUUCACACACACAUUAGUACUGGUGUUAGAUCUAGAGUCUGAGUCACCUGUUGUGAUAAUGUGUGUCAUACAUGCUGUGAACCUGAAGGUAGUAGAUUGUACAUUAAAUACAUUGAAGGACGUAUGUUUGACUGAAAUCUUCAGACUGUAACCUAAUUUGAAGUACUUUCAGCUGACUGACCGAUGCCAUCCAGCGCUCUUUGUUACUGCGAUCACGUCAGCCGUCAAGCAGGCAGUGGUGUUUCUCUUUUUUUCACUCGUCCUGUUGUAUUUACACGUUUCCUGUGUGCGCACUGCUCUUUCCAGCCUUUUGACUAUUUCCCACUGGGUUGUUGAGGCAUUCCUGCAGAUAUUGAUGUAAUCCCUGCAAGAAGCCGGAUUUAUUUAUUUUCAAUUAUGCCUUUUUUUUUUUUUUUUUUUUUUUGUAUCUCUGGUAAAGUUCAGAGAGUUCGUCUGCUCCCACCCCUCCCCCUUCCCCACUGUCCCCAAUAUACCAAAGACAUGCUCUGUAUUCUAUGCACCUUGCUUUUAUCCUGUAAUCACAAUGCUAUGUGCCUGUUUCCAGACCAGUUAACAGCUCUCAUUUAGUUAUUGAGCCUUUUGUGUGGAGCCGCGAUGCAUCUAAAAACUUUUUUUUUUCAGUCAAGCAAUAGGUGAAGAGUGCAACACAUGCUCUUCCAACACAUUUCAUUUACAACUUAAAUACUUGAGUUAUAUGUAUGUGGAAUAAUACGUAGAUGCAAAAACAAAAUCAAAUUCUGCUUUCUGGAUGUUUGGAAUUGUUA
Sphaeramia orbicularis (orbiculate cardinalfish) is the source of this 2894-nucleotide messenger RNA. It is a transcript of the gene slc25a37, whose product is annotated as solute carrier family 25 member 37. Gene Ontology annotation, molecular function: ferrous iron transmembrane transporter activity. NCBI's taxonomy places the organism in Eukaryota, Metazoa, Chordata, Actinopteri, Kurtiformes, Apogonidae. Gene Ontology annotation, biological process: iron import into the mitochondrion. The record is from RefSeq and is a predicted model, not a curated record. The transcript is spliced from 4 exons. Gene Ontology annotation, cellular component: mitochondrial membrane. The coding region runs from base 117 to 1127 and encodes 336 amino acids.